Molecule: messenger RNA, 5256 nt
Organism: Sphenostylis stenocarpa
Lineage: Eukaryota; Viridiplantae; Streptophyta; Magnoliopsida; Fabales; Fabaceae
Source: the annotation of a GenBank genome assembly
AUGGGGCACAAAAAGCGAAACACUGCCGCGCGCUCGAAACAAGCCGCGGCGGCUUCUCCGGCGGCGCAAUCCGGCGUCGGCGGAGCCGCCAACGGUGCCGUAUCGCCGGACGCUGACGCGUGCAAAGUUUCCGAUCACAAUCCGCAUAACCCUAGGAAGAUCGAAUUGACUCCGCCCCAAUCCGAGGGUUCCGAUUACUCCACAAUCAAGCUCGAAUGCGAGCGCGCCCUCACCACGCUCCGUCGCGGGAACCAUACGAAGGCAAUGAAGCUGUUGCGGGAGAUUUGCGCCAGAGAGGAGGGCUCGCCUUACUGCGCGUUCGUUCACCGAGUGCACAGCCUCAUGUGUUUCAAAACGGCGACGGUUAUCACCGACCCGAGCUCGAAGCAACGGCAUUUGAAGAACGCGCUCGAGUCGGCGCGCCGCGCGGUAGAGCUCAUGCCGAAUUCCGUUGAGUACGCGCAUUUCCGUGCCACGGUGAUGUUGGAGGCGGCGACUGAAGGGAAGGAUUACGAGGAGGUGGUGCAUGAGUGCGAGAGGGGGCUCGCCAUCGAGAACCCCAGUGAUCCUGCCAAGGAGAUGUUGCAGGAUGAGAGCGAGCAGAAGGCAUCAUCUCCCGAGGAGCGCAUUGCGAAUGUGCAGAAUGAGUUGAGGCAGCUUAUUCAGAAAUCGAAUAUAGCUUCCUUGUCAUCUUGGAUGAAGAAUUUAAGUAAUGGGGAGGAGAGAUUUCGGUUGAUUCCGAUAAGGAGGACCCCCGAGGACCCCAUGGAGGUGAGGCUGGUUCAAGCUAAAAGGCCUAAUGAGAUCAAGAAGGUGAGCAAGACGGCCGACGAAAGACGGAAGGAAAUUGAAGUUCGAGUGGCUGCUGCUAGGCUGUUGCAACAGAAGCCAGAGGCACCGCAGUCUCCCAAUGAAGGAGAUAGGGAUGACAAACCAUUGGAUUCAUCUGCAGGCUCUGGUCAGAAGACAGGUGAUAGGAAAAGGCACGGAAAUGUGAAGAAGAGUGGCUUGACACCUGAGAAGAUGAAAUGGGUGCACUCAUACUGGAAUUCGGUUAGCAUGGAUAUGAAGAAGGAUUUUCUUAGGGUUAAAAUUUGUGAUCUUAAGUCGCACUAUGGGUCUUCAAAGGAUACUUUACCGAAUGAUAUAUUGUCAGAGGCUUUGUCUUAUGCUGAGGCCAAUAAAACUUGGAAAUUCUGGCCUUGCUGCAACUGUGAAGAGAAACAUUCCAACCCGGAUUCUCACAGGCACCAUGUUGUGCAGGAGCAUAUGGGGAGUCUUUCACCACAAAUGCAGAGACUUCUGCCCAAAAAUGUUGACAAUGAAUGGAUUGAGAUGAUUCUUAAUUGUUCUUGGAAGCCUCUGGAUGUCUUAGCUGCAGCUAGAAUGCUCGAUAAUAAAGCCAGGUUCAAAAGUCCAUCACUUCCGGAGGAUUUGUAUUUCGAUCAUCAUACUCUUGACUACAAUGAUUGUUUUAAAGAAGCAAGCAGCUCUUACACUGAGAAGGAAAGUUCAGGGGACACUCUUCGUAAUUGUUUGGAAGAAUGCAAUAACCAUUGUAAAAUUGUAGAAAAUGAUAUAAGAGAAGGUGUUGAAGACCAACUAUCUAUGGUUAAUCCCAUUAUUGAUUGUUGGCCAGUAUCUGACGACCCUGAGCGUGCAAAACUUCUGGGGAAAAUUCAUGCCAUGUUUGAGACUCUUAUUAGGCACAAAUGUCUUGCCGCUAGUCAUUUGAACAAGGUCAUACACUUUACUAUGGGUGAGGUACAGGGUCUUGCUGCUGGUUCUCAACUUCUAAGUCAUGGCGUGGACCAAACACCAAUGUGCAUAUGCUUUCUGGGAGCAUCACAGCUUAAGACAAUUUUCCAAUUUCUUCAGGAAAUAUCUCACGCAUGUGGGUUGGCCAGAAAUGCCGAUAAAGGUAGUAGUCCCACAAAUGAUUUGCUGAAUAUCAGUCAAGGUUCUGAGAUUAAAGACAAGAUUGUACUUGAUGGAGAUGCAUCACGCCUCCUACUGGAUGAGUGUUUACUGCAAACGCAAGUCACUGCUGGUACACCUCAGGGGUCUGUCUUAGAUGAUGUCACCACCCCAAGCUCCUCUGAUGGAAUUUCAUGCGAUAAUGAUGCUUUGCUAUCCUGGAUAUUAUCAAGUUCCCCUGUUGGGGAUCAAUUGACAUCAUGGCUGCGGAUCAGAGAAGAUAAAAUAAAUAAAGGAAAGGAAAUUGUCCAGAUGCUUGAGAAGGAGUUUUACCACCUACAGGGCCUAUGUGAGAAAAAGGGUGAGCGUAUAAGUUAUGAGGAAGCACUGCAAACAGUAGAGGAUCUUUGUCUUGAAGAAGGUAAGAAGAGGGAGACUGUUGGGGAAUUUGUCCAGCGAAGCUAUGAAUCUGUCUUAAGAAAGCGAAGAGAAGAGCUCAUUGAGAGUGAGAAUGAUAUGAUGUAUGUCAGCAAUAGGUUUGAGUUGGAUGCUAUAUCAAAUGUUUUGCAAGAAGCAGAAGCAAGGAAUGUCAAUCAAUUUGGUUAUGAUGAAACUUAUGCUGGUGUGACUUCUCAAUUAUGCGACUUGGAAUCUGGUGAAGAAGAUGAAUGGAGAAUGAAGGAGUACUUGCAUCAAAUGGAUGGCUGUAUAGAAAAUGCUAUUCAGAAACUGAAGGAGCAUUUAUCUAUAGAGCUUAGCAAAAUUGAUGCCCGAAUAGUCAGAAGUGUCACAGAGAUGCAGCAAUUGGAAUUCAAGCUUGGGCCUAUUUCUGUUAAUGAUUAUCGAGCAAUAUUAGUGCCUCUAGUGAAGUCUUACCUAAGGGCCCUUUUGGAAGAUUUGGCUGAGAAGGAUGCAAGAGAGAAGUCUGAUGCUGCAAGUGAAGCAUUCUUGGCUGAACUUGCUCUAGAUUCCAAGAAGGCUGUUAAAGGGGGAAGUGAGAGCACAAAACAUGCUGAGAAAACAAAAGAUAGGAAGAAGAAUAAAGAUCACAAGAAAGCAAGAGAUUUGAAGGUCACGGGUGAUCAUGUGCAGUUCUCAGUGGGAUCUACAAUUCCUGAUUCCAAUCUAGUUGCACCUGAAAGUGACUCCCCAGAUCAUGAGUCUGUUUCUGUGAACGAUGGUGAUUUAGAACAACUUGAAGAGGAAUUUAGACGUAAAAUUGAGCUAGAAGAGGAGGAAAAAAAGCUUGAAGAAACUUUGGAAUUCCAACGUAGGAUAGAAAAUGAAGCCAAACAGAGGCAUCUUGCCGAGCAACAAAAAAAGUCAUCUGGGUUGUACUUAGAAGUGGUAGAGAAUCUUCAAGAUUGUCAAAGAAAGGUCGAAACUGAUUCAUCAGAUUCAUACAAGCGUGACCAGUUAGUACAGGAGAAUGGAACCCGAGGCAAUCUGGAUGGUGUGCUUUCGCCCACAACAAAUGGUUCCAUUUAUUUGCAUCAAUCAAAACUUAAACAAUCAGAUUUGCCUAAUGGAGUUGUUCAAGACAAUGGGCUACCUGUGUCUGAUCGGCGUGCUGGAAAAAAACAUAAACGCCGGAAUUCUUCUAGACCUGUUGAUGGAAAGAUUGAAUCUUUUUCAUCCGAAAAAGAGAAUACCGAGGAUACACAUUCUGAUUCUCACUUGAGAGAGCAAAUCAAAUUUAAUAACAAUCAAGACGCAAAUAAUGUGUGGGAAAACAAUGGAUCAAAUGUGUUGAGAGAGUUGCCAGUAGAAGAUGCAGAGGAGGAAAGAUUCCAGGCGGAUCUUAAAAUUGCUGUACGCCAAAGCCUGGACACGUUUCAAGCUCGGGAAACUUUGCCUUUGGUUUCCAGUUUAAGAAUGUCCCAGAGGGCUUCUUCAAAGGUAGAUAGUGUUGAUUGCUCGCCUGUAGAAGACCAAACUGAUAAUGUGAAUGGGGCUACUUUGCUUGGUACUGGACUGAAGAAUGAAGUCGGUGAAUAUAAUUGUUUUCUCAAUGUUAUUAUACAGUCAUUGUGGCAUUUAAGACGCUUUCGGGUGGAAUUUCUUGGCAGAUCAAGAACAGAGCAUGAUCAUGUGGGUGAUCCUUGUGUUGUCUGUGCAUUGUAUGAAAUCUUUACUGCACUGGACAUUGCAUCAAAGGAUUCAAGGGGAGAAGCAGUUGCACCGACAUCCCUGCGGAUAGCUUUAAGUAAUCUGUAUCCCCACAGUAAUUUCUUCCAGGAGGCUCAGAUGAAUGAUGCUUCUGAGGUACUUGCAGUGAUAUUUGACUGCCUUCAUAGAUCAUGUACUCGUGGUUCAAGUGUUUGCGUCACAGAAUCAGCGGAAAGCAACCACGGCAUGGGAUCCUGGGAUUGUGCAAAUGGUAGUUGUAUAGCACAUUCACUUUUUGGAAUGAACAUUACUGAACAAAUGAACUGCAACCAUUGUCAUCGUGAAUCCAGAUAUAUGAAAUAUACCUCCUUCUUUCACAAUAUAAAUGCCAGUGCUCUCCGUGAUAUGAAGGAAAAGUCUUCUGCAAGUUUCUUCGAUAAUCUUUUGAAUCUUGUGGAAAUGAACCAUCAGUUGGCUUGCGAUCCAGAAGCUAAUGGCUGUGGCAAGCUGAACCACAUCCAUCACUUUCUUAAAACUCCACCCCAUGUUUUUAUGACAGUCCUAGGUUGGCAAAAUACAUGUGAGAGUGCUGAUGAUAUAAAAGCAACUUUGGCAGCCCUGAGCACCACGAUUGAUAUCAGUGUCCUUUAUGGUGGUUUAAAUCUUAAAUGCACCCAUAACUUGGUUUCAGUGGUUUGCUACUAUGGUCAGCAUUAUCACUGCUUUGCUUAUAGCCAUGACCAUGAACAGUGGAUUAUGUACGAUGACAAGACGGUAAAGGUAAUUGGUGGAUGGGCGGAUGUUCUUACAAUGUGUGAAAGAGGACAUCUACAACCUCAGGUUCUUUUCUUUGAAGCUGCUUUAAAUAGAAGCAGUAUUAUCGGGGGAACAUAUAGCAUAUGUAUGUCAGUUGUCGAAGAAAUUUUCCUCCCCUCCCCGUCCCCCUCCCCAAAAACAGAAAAAGGGUUAUGUAUAGUUCUCACACAAUUAGAUUUGUCAAAAUGUCAGCUUCGUGUCACUUCAGCUGUAAAAGGAGUGUCGUUUACUGAUCUACUGGACUACUAUCCUCCUUUCAAGAUACCUUGUUGGAACGUGCCGCAUGGCAGAUUUUGUGCAACAGUAAAUUCAGGAGCUUCCAUCUUUUGGAUCCACAACACUGUACUCUAUUUUUGUUUACUUUUUGCGGUGUGGGAUGGGAUCCGUAACUUGAGUAUGAUUCAAGGUAAUUAA